This is a messenger RNA of Nicotiana tabacum (common tobacco), 897 nucleotides long. RefSeq lists its product as uncharacterized. Gene Ontology annotation, molecular function: DNA binding. Lineage: Eukaryota; Viridiplantae; Streptophyta; Magnoliopsida; Solanales; Solanaceae. The record is from RefSeq and is a predicted model, not a curated record.
AUGGCAGAGGACUUGUCCAAAGGCAAUCGAAGGGAUACUGGCUGGAAAUAUAAUCAUUUGAAGGAUCCUAAUGACACUACAAGAGUCACAUGCAAUUUUUGUGAAAAAAUUACCACUGGUGGAAUUAAUCGGGCAAAACAACAUUUGAUUAGAAACUUUGGGAAUGCAGCAAAGUGUGCAGAAUGCCCACAGGAGGUUAGAGAGGAAUUGAAAAAUUACAUGGAGGAGAAAAAAAUAAGAAAGGAAGUCUAUACUAACGAAUUUUUUGGACUUGAUGAGUUUGAUUAUCAAGAUGAUGUUGGUGGAGAAGAUGAAGUCCACGAAAUCAUUCAUAAGAAAAGAGGUGGAGGAAGCUCACCUAGUGGCUCUAUGUUUAUGGAGUCAAUAGAUGCUUCCUCAUUUGUUAAGACCGGAGAAAAACUAUGUGAAUUGCUUGAUAGAUAUGUGGAGCGUAUUGGAGAGCAUAAUGUGCUUCAAGUCAACUCUUACAGAAAAAAAAAAGAAGAGACGCCAUGUGCAGCGCACUGUAUAGAUCUUAUGUUGGAAGACAUAGAGAAGAUUCCAAACAUUAAGAAAGCCCUUCAAAGAGCAAUUGCCCUUGUCGGUUUCAUUUAUGGGCACUCAGGAGUCUUAAAUAUGAUGAGAGAUUUCACAAAAAAUAAAGAGUUGGUAAAAUUUGGGAUUACUCAAUUUGCAACGAGUUUUUUUGACUUUGCAACGAUUGCACUGUCAAAAACUAAUUUACGAGCAAUGUUUACAUCUGACAAAUGGGUGAUUAGUAGAUGGUCUAAGUUACCAAAGGGAAAAAGUGUAGCUCAUACCGUUUUGAUGGCAACAUUCUGGAACCAGGUUGUGUAUAUUUUGAAAAUAAUAGGGACUCUUGUUAAAGUGUUGUGA